UGGGACACCGGGACACCAUGCUACUGCUGUUGCUGGGCCUCACUCUCCUGGGGACCCCUGCCUCCUGGGCCCAGACCAUGUAUGGACUCAAAGGAGAGAGGUUUUUCAGCACCUAUGCAGACGAAGACAAUGAAGUCAGGGCGGUUCGGAUAACCACGAAUCUUCUGGGCCAGAUUCAGAGUAUCCAGGUGAAGAUCGGCUGCGUCUGGGACGCUGUGUACGGAACCGCCGGCUGGAAGACCCAGGAGCUCAUCCUGCAGCCGGGAGAGCACAUCACGGCCAUCCACGGCCAGCACCUCCUCAAAAUCUGGACGCUGACCCUGUGCACCAACCACAGCCGCUGCGUGGAGUUCGGGAAGAAGGCCGGCAAGCCCUUCUCUGCCUUCCCCGACCAGGACGGGGAGGUGCUCAAGGGCGUCUUCGGCCUCCUGGCGUCCUCCGGCUUCAAGGGCAUGGGCUUCCAAUGGGGCCUUCUGCCGGCAGAGUCGCUCCCUGGCCCAGCUUGUAACAGCACCCUGUGA
Molecule: messenger RNA, 521 nt
Organism: Lepus europaeus (European hare)
Lineage: Eukaryota; Metazoa; Chordata; Mammalia; Lagomorpha; Leporidae
Gene: ZG16B
Product: zymogen granule protein 16B
Exons: 3
Coding region: 18-521 (167 amino acids)
Source: RefSeq, a predicted model, not a curated record